This is a messenger RNA of Belonocnema kinseyi, 1977 nucleotides long. RefSeq lists its product as uncharacterized. Bases 42 to 1337 code for a protein of 431 amino acids. The record is from RefSeq and is a predicted model, not a curated record. NCBI's taxonomy places the organism in Eukaryota, Metazoa, Arthropoda, Insecta, Hymenoptera, Cynipidae. The transcript is spliced from 7 exons.
CCAGGUAGCAAAGAGAUGCGGCUGCACCAUCGGUCAGUGACAUGUCGACCAUGAUCUCAUGGUGUUUCACAGUGUUUUCGCUUUUGCCCUUGGCUCCAAAACGCGAGUGGUUUACGUUAAGACACUUGAUCACCAUAGGUGGUUGUCAUUACCUUGUGCUUGUGUUUUUUGGGUUUCUUGUCAAACCGAGUUACCAGUGGCCCUCGUUUAAAAUCUGGUCCAACCCCAACCCCCAGCCUCACAAUUUGCUUGAGUCCAACGAAGCUGGCAUCCGAUUUCCAAGGGUUCUCAACUUUUUUCCCGUACCGGUGGAAGAAGAGUGCUUUUCCGAGGAUAAGCGACGUGGAGGAAUAUGCAUGAACACGUACGAGUGUCGGAUCCAGCAUGGCAAGUCCCAUGGACCGUGUGCACUUGGUUUCGGUGUUUGCUGCAUAUUCACGACGAGCUGUGGUGGAGAAGUGCAGAAUAAUAUAACAUACGUAAUCAGUCCAGGAUUCCCGAACCUCAUCGAUCAGCCUAUGAAUUGUACAGUGACCAUCAAGAAGAUCGAACAGCAAAUCAGCCAGCUGAGGAUCGACUUCCUGCACUUUAACAUAGGACAACCUAAUCGAAGAACUGGCGUUUGCGAUGAAGACGUCAUGGAUGUCAGAACAGGCAAUAAAACUAUUCAGCUAUGCGGAUGGAACAGUGGUCAACACAUUUAUACCGACAUGACUGAAGGCUCAAUGUCCAUCGACUUCCGUUUGCCAAGAGGACUGCAGUCCCGGAUGUGGGAGAUGCGAAUUGUUCAACUUCCGUUCGCUCAACGUGCUCCGGCUGGAUGUCUCCAGUAUUUCCAAGCUCCAAAUGGAACACUGAAGACUCUCAAUUACUUACCCAACGGGAGAUUUCUGGCUUCUCAAGAUUACCUCAUUUGUGUGAAACAGAAGUCCGGAAUGUGCAGCAUAUCCUACGCGCCAUGCACUUCCGAUUCGUUUCGAAUUGGCCCCUCGAGAUUCGAGCGCAAUGGAACUUCCGGAAACAUGGAUGUCGAGGGUUCCGGUAGUGGACCCGAACCGACAUUUCAACGCUGCAGAGACAGGGUUCUUAUACCUUGUGACUUCGAGGAAUUUAUCACGCCUGGAAAUGGCGGGACUGGUAUUUGCGACCUUGAACAUUGUGGAAAUUCUCUCUGCGCUCCUGGUGAACUCGACGCGGAAGGGAACUGUCGUGUAGAAACUUCUGCGUCUCCGUUUCACAUUAGGGUCGCCUUUGGUCCUGGCGCGGACACCGGAACUUCGCUAGAAGAUAACGUGGGCAUGUGCCUGAAUUAUGAGCAGUUGCCAUGUGUUCCUUGAACUUGAUUGCGGUUCUCCUGAAUCCUUAACCCUCUUCCAACUGCUAAGAAAAAAUCUCUAGCUUGAGAAGUUUCACUCCUUGGAAAGCUUUCCUCUGCCAUUAGAAACACUUUUUUUGGCACGAGUGCCACCUUCUGGCUAAUCUCAUAAGAAAGUUAUCAGAGCAGCUUUUGCGAAAGCAACAUAUAUUUUUCUCAUGAAAUACUCAAGUUUAAGAACUUUUCAGGAAAUGUAAAGAUCUCCAAUUAUGUGCCCUUCAGUAAAUCCUGCAGUUUUUCUUUCACAGCUGGAACAAUACUAAUAAUUUUUUUUGGUUUGUAAAAAUAUAAUAUGUAAAUAUUUAUAACAUGUAACUAUCUCUCAUAAUUUAUUGUAAUCAAUAAAACAUAUUUAUUGAAUUGUCUGCAUACAGCCUGUGCUGAAAUUUAUUAUCAGAGGUUGAGAAGAUUGUUUAAUUUAGGGGAAAUAUGAGCGUGUAAUAUAUACAAUUUUCAUCAUGGCAGAUGAAAUUAUUUUGUGUGCGUGAAACUGGAAAAUAUGAUUUAUGACUUGAAGAAGUGGCUAUUUCUGAGAAUGAGACCUGAGCUUUGUGCAAAUAUAGUUUGGAGUGUACGUGCGAAUCAAGGAGAGAUAUAUUUUC